AUGCCGCCACCUGCAACAAGCUCCAGGUGGAUUUUAAGGCCUGGCAAAGGCAAUGGAUUUGAGGGCCUCGAGUAUCAGGAAUCAAGUCCAAUACCUCAGCUGGGACCGCGUGAUUGCUUAGUGCACCUGGAAGCAGCAUCCUUGAAUUACCGUGACGUUGCGAUACUUCAGGGCAACUACCCGUGGGCGGUGAAGGAGGAUGUCGUUCCAGUUUCCGACGGCGCCGGAGUGGUUAUCGCUCUGGGCCAGGAUGUCCGCGAAUUCAGAGUAGGGGACAAAGUGUGCACGUUGUUUCACCAGGGUUGGCAGAAAGGUCUUCUCACACCUGACAAGAGAGUGACGACGCUCGGCACAUAUCUGGAUGGCGUUCUUCGACAAUAUGCAGUCUUUCCAGAGACUGGGCUUGUACCCAUCCCUCAGCAUCUCUCCACGCUUGAGGCAGCGACUCUGCCGUGUGCUGCUGUGACAGCAUGGAAUGCGCUAUAUGGGCUGGAGAGUCGAGCUUUGCAAAGAGGGCAAACAGUGCUGGUACAAGGGACUGGCGGAGUGAGCCUUUUCGCCAUGCAAUUUGCACUAGCUGCCGGAGCACUUGUCAUAGCAACAACAUCGUCGGCUGAAAAGGAAACGAAACUGAAAGCCCUGGGUGCGCACCACGUCAUCAACUAUAAAACAAAUCCUGAUUGGGGGGCGACUGCUAAGAAACUCUCUGCUGAUGGACAAGGAGUUCACCAUGUGAUCGAAGUGGGAGGAAGCUCUUCUAUGCAGCAGUCACUGAAAGCCAUCAGGAUCGAAGGACUGAUCUCUCUGAUAGGCUUUCUGGGCGGCAAGGACGCGGCAUCUGCCUCCUCUUUCGCAGAUUGUUUGACCACUCUGUCAAUUGUGCGUGGGGUCAACGUGGGAUCCAAGGAGCAAUUCCUCGCCAUGAACGAUUUCAUGGCCGCUAACAAGAUCAAACCAAUACUCGACCAGAAUGUCUUCUCCUUAGGACAGGCAAAAGAGGCAUAUGAGUUCCUCUGGAGUCAGAAGCAGUGGGGAAAGGUGGUCAUCAAAUUGGCUUGA
Messenger RNA from Exophiala xenobiotica, 1059 nucleotides. RefSeq lists its product as uncharacterized. NCBI's taxonomy places the organism in Eukaryota, Fungi, Ascomycota, Eurotiomycetes, Chaetothyriales, Herpotrichiellaceae. The coding region runs from base 1 to 1059 and encodes 352 amino acids. The record is from RefSeq and is a predicted model, not a curated record. Gene Ontology annotation, molecular function: oxidoreductase activity. The transcript has a single exon.